Messenger RNA from Beta vulgaris subsp. vulgaris (sugar beet), 1617 nucleotides. RefSeq lists its product as hypothetical. Bases 71 to 940 code for a protein of 289 amino acids. The record is from RefSeq and is a predicted model, not a curated record. The transcript is spliced from 9 exons. NCBI's taxonomy places the organism in Eukaryota, Viridiplantae, Streptophyta, Magnoliopsida, Caryophyllales, Amaranthaceae.
AAUCUGAAACAUCAUGGGCACAGCCGCACAGCAACAACUUUCAGCACACAAAAGUGAAAAGUGAGAAACUAUGCAAACACUACUAGGCUGUUCCUAUUUCCACCCACAAAUCUUUCCACUUCCAUCUUUUUCCCUUAAUCAUUGCUCUAAUCAUGGCAAAACUUAUCUUCAAUGGAAGACAAAUUCAUAUAAUAAUUUGACCGCCAUUAGAGCUUCCUCUUCAACCUCAAUUGACAGCUUAGAAGAAGAAGAUGAUGGUAAUAGAGGAGAGAGAGUGACAGAUGUUGCUGCAAAAGGGUCUGGAACAAGCGCCAGAGGAAGGAGACUCCUCAAAUUGCGUGAAGAAAAGCACAGAAGAGAACAACAACGCCUCCAUGAUUACCCUUCUUGGGCAAAAGUUUUAGAAGAUGCGUGUAAGAAUGAUUUGGAACUUAGAGCAGUACUUGGAGAUAGUAUUGGUAAUCCUGAACUUAUGCGCAAAAAGGUUGAGGAAAGAGUCAGGAAGAAGGGGCGAGAUCUCCAAAAAUCCAAGACGGGCUCCGUCCUUGCCUUCAAAGUCAGCUUUAGAGACUUUAAUCCUCUGGACUCGUACAUUUGGGUGGAACUAUUUGGAUCACCAUCUGAUCGGGAUGUCGAUCUUUUUGGAAGUGUUAUUCAAGCUUGGUAUGUCAUGGGACGCUUGGGGGCUUUUAAUUCUUCAAAUUUGCAGCUGGCAAAUUCUUCAAUGGAGUACAAUCCCCUAUACGAUGCAGACAAGGGUCUUAAAGUGAUGCCAUCAUCAUUCCAUGAUAUUAGUAAUGUUGAAUUUCAGGAUAACUGGGGCCGUUUCUGGGUAGACCUUGGAACAUCUGAUGUUUUUGCCAUUGAUGUUUUGCUGAAUUGUUUGACGGUGCUGAGCUCAGAGUAUCUUGGUAUCCAACAAGUAGUUUUGGUGUCGUAAAAUGGGUGAUUGGGAAGAGGGAUGACUAGUUCUGAGGAUGGCUACAAGUUUUUUGAAAUAUAAAGUGGAUUUUGUUUCCAGGAGUCGUCUACACCAAUGAGGACAUAACAUGUAUGCAGAGAUUGGAUGAGAAGCAUAGAUAUUCCCACUCUACCUGAAAGACUCAAAGACCGCCUUGUCUUAAACAUAUCGUGCAUUAAGAUUUUCGUAAUCUUCAUCAUAUGACGUGACUGUAGCCUUAUUGGCUUUGAUUGGCAGAUAUUCAGCUACAACUGCAAUUAUAGUGCACUCAUCUUAAACAGGUUGCAUUGCUUGACUAGACUGCCCUGCUUCUGCAAAUUUUAGUCAGCAGAAUCCUCUAAUGCAACAAGAGAAGUCAGAAACGCGCUACGAAUUAACAUGUUUGUCAAACUUUUGCACAAGGGAAUCUGAGAUCUUGUAGUAUAUAUCUUCCAAGGAUAGCCUCCCCGAGCAAUAUGUUCCCCCUUCCCCCUUUACUCCAGCUUGCUGGAGAUAAGUUUGUAAGUUCCAUUUCGUUUCUAGGUUUUUUAGAAUAGUUCCCUCGAAAAUUAAUCUAGAUUUACAAUAGAUAUACAUUUGCUUGGUUUACAGAUUCUUUGAUAUGAUGGUAAGUACUUCAUUUCCAAAGAAAUGUUGUUUCCGCACUUUUCAAAGUA